UUUAGUUUCGACCCUGCAAUUCUUUUAUUUUCUCAUUCCAUUUAUUCAAUACUGUGACACCAAGUAAUUGGAAAUUGCUGUAAUGGAGAAAUACACAUGGGUUGUGCUUGUGAUGAGCUGGAGCACAGCAAUUGUAUAUUGCAAUUGUAACAGUAUUCAAUGCCUACCGGAGGAAAGGCUUAUUCUGCUCAGAUUCAAUACUGGGAUAGGCGGAUUAUCUGUUCCAUGGAAGGGAUUGAAUUGUUGUGAGUGGGAUGGCGUUGAAUGCAGCAAUCGCACAUCCCAUGUCACCCACCUACGCCUCUCAAAAUUGGUGGUGCAAAACUCAUCAGGAACUCACAUUCUCACUCCUCUGUUCCAGUUAAAGCAAUUGGAGUAUCUGGAUUUAAGCUCCAAUGGCUUCACUGGUGUAAUACCUGCAGGUAUAUCUGAACUUCCAGAACUGAGGCAUCUGGACUUGAGCGACAAUGAUUUUGAAGGUGAGGUUCCAUUGCAGCUGGGGAAUCUCUCCAACCUCAACUAUUUGAGCAUUGCAAUGGCCGAGAAGGCUGUGUUCAAAUGUUGGUCCAAUUUACAAUGGGUGCGGAAUCUUCGAAGGUUACAGUAUUUGUCAGUCAGGCAUGUGGAGGUAAGGAGUAGUAAUAAAGAGCUGGGUGAAUUUAUAUCUCCUCUUGAUAAUUUGCAGAUCCUUGAUAUGAGUGACUGCAACAUGUCAGGCCCCAUUCCCAAGGCUCUCCUAAACCUCACAUCCCUCACAGAUCUGGACCUUCACGUGAACACCUUCUCUUCCCCAAUUCCGCCAUGGCUGGGAAAUAUGACCGGUUUGGUGUCGCUUAGUUUUCAUAACUGUAACAUCAGUGGUCCGUUCCCCCUCUCUCUUUCCACUUUGCCCCAAUUGAAAAACCUCCGAUUGUCUGAUAAUGAAUUCCUAAGUGGAGAUAUAAGCGAAAUUUUAGGCAGCGGGUGGCCACACCUUGCUCUGUUUACUCUGUCAGGGUCAAAUAUAAGAGGAAGUAUACCUGCUUUCAUUGGGAAUUUAUCCUCCCUCACAAUUUUUAAAGUGGUAGAGACCAUGAUUAAUGGGCCUAUUCCCGCCUCACUUGGUAGUCUCCCUCUUCUUGAGGAACUCAUACUCCGGAAUAACUUUCUUACGGGAAGGAUUCCUCCACGAAUCUCUCAACUUUCUAAGUUGAAAAUUCUGGAUCUAUCCUUCAAUCAGCUAAGUGGCAACAUACCUUCUCAUCUGCAUGGGUUUUCUUCUCUGAGGAAACUUUAUCUCCAAUCCAACAAGUUGAACGGUACAAUUCCUACUUCUAUUGGAGAUCUCCCUCACGUACAACAGAUAGACCUGAGUUUUAACCGUCUGCAAGGUAGUUUUUCUCUUGAUGUUUUUGAAAAUACCCCCAGGCUUAUUCGCCUCUAUCUUUCACACAAUCAGCUAACUGUCCACCUUAGUUCAGGAUGGGAACCCCCAAUUUAUUUUCAGGUAUUACGCUUGGCCUCCUGUAAUAUCCGUGGUCCCAUUCCUACAUUUCUGUCCAAACAAAAGAGAUUAUUGGGUCUGGAUAUCUCCAACAACAGCUUUACUGGAGCAAUUCCAACUUGGUUUUGGGAUCUAAAUAUUACUAGCAAUCUUAACUUGUCUUACAAUAAUUUAGAAGGUCCACUUCCCCCUAAUUUGGAUAUUGGAUUGUACAUGACCCUAGACCUGCAACAUAAUAAGUUGAGUGGCUCUCUUCCCUCGCCGUCAAAAGCCUCACAGGCCCUGCAAACAUUGAACCUGUCUUAUAAUAAUUUCACUGGGACUAUCCCCAUCCAAAUUGGUAUCCUUCUUCCUAAGAUUCAGGUUCUGGGUCUGUCGAAUAACAAAUUAUCCGGCAAAAUACCAUCCUCUAUAACAACUUGCACGCUUUUGAGAAGACUGAAUCUGGCAAAAAAUGGUUUGGAAGGAGAUAUUCCCUCCACAAUGGGUGGGCUGUAUCAACUCCGGACACUGCACCUGAAUGACAAUAAGAUUAAGGGAGAACUGCCUUACAGUCUUUCCAACUGUUCAGAUUUGGAGAUCAUAGACAUUGGAAACAAUUUUUUGUCUGGAGAAAUACCACAUUGGUUAUCAGGGCUUUCUCAGUUGAUGAUACUUGUGUUGAGGAAUAACCUUUUUGCAGGAUACAUUCCACCAGAACUAGCCUAUCUCUCUAAUCUCCAUGUUUUAGACUUGUCAGAGAACAACUUGAAUGGGUCCAUCCCACCAGAGUUGGAGAAAUUAGCAACAGGGAUGGUUCAAAGCAAGAGCUCAAAAGAACAGCCCAUGGAAGAAAAGCCCUCCUACUACAGAGAGGAAAUCCUUGUGACUAACAAAGAAAAUGAUUUGGUAUAUGUGGAUUCUAUCCUGCUACUUGUAACAUGUAUUGACCUAUCUGGAAAUCAACUGUCAGGUAACAUUCCUUCAGAGAUCGGUGCACUUAGUGGUCUACGAAUCCUCAAUAUCUCCAGAAAUAAUCUAAGCGGAGAAAUUCCCCAUACAUUGGGAAUGCUAGAGCUAAUAGAAUCACUGGACCUUUCCUAUAAUAAUCUGCAAGGCAAGAUUCCAAUUGAAAUGCAGGGACUUCAUUACCUGGCUGUUUUCAGCGUGUCUAACAACAAACUUUGUGGCAAAAUACCAACUGAAGGUCAAUUCUCCACAUUUAAGGUUGCCUAUUUCUAUGGUAACCCUUGUCUUUGUGGUUUUCUACUUGAUAUCAGAUGCCCAGAAUCACCAGCAACAGGGGAUAAUGAAGAGGAGGGAGAGGAGAAUGAAACAGGGGAUCCUUGGUAUUGGUAUGUUGGCUGUUUGGUCUGUUUUGCUGUUGGCUUUUGGGGAGUGUUUGCACUGCUGAGAAUAAAGACAUGGCGAACAAGAUACAACAAUAUCAUGGAUGACGCUGCUGCCAGCUUUUGCGAUUCAUUGACUGUGCAAUGGAAAUCAUUCCUGGUAAAUAACUUCACGCGUCAAUAGUGAUCAUACUUCUCGAAUAAUGAGAUGUCAAUUAUCAAUAUAUUUACAAAUGUAGUGUUGACAUUGUAUGUAACAUUUUUUAGUUUUGGGUCUUGAAUUUGUAUAUAACAUUUUUUUUAAGUUUU
Molecule: messenger RNA, 3120 nt
Organism: Cryptomeria japonica (Japanese cedar)
Lineage: Eukaryota; Viridiplantae; Streptophyta; Pinopsida; Cupressales; Cupressaceae
Product: receptor-like protein 46
Exons: 2
Coding region: 83-2995 (970 amino acids)
Cellular component (GO): plasma membrane
Molecular function (GO): protein binding
Source: RefSeq, a predicted model, not a curated record